UCCCCAAAAAAAACUCGAGCAUCAAAUUCGAGCUCAGCGUUUUUUCGUUUUUUUUUUUUGGUUCUCUCAUCUCAAUCUCAUUAUAUCACCAGUCAAAAAUUGUAGAAGACAUUUCCCAACUGAUUAUUCGUAAAGCUUACAUGGUAGAUGGCAGUUAAGUUUCAUCGGCCGGGUCUUGUACCGUCAAGCUGUUCAAACCCUUGGAUGUCCGUUGGAACCUUGAUUUCGUGCAGAAGAGUGCUACAAUUGGAUUAUAUAUCAAACUGCUGCGGAAAUUCCAGGACUCAAUUGUUUGUGACCUAUGAUGAUAAGAACUACUUUCUUCAGAGAAAACUUUUUGGAAACAAGAAAAUGAGUUCACGGAGGACUACCCAGCCUUUUCUCCUUGCAUCUGCUGAAGAUGGAGUGGCUGUUAAUGGGUCAAGAGCUAGCGAUGAUGUUCAGGAGAUGAGGGCCAAACUCAGUGGAUCACUACAAGAUGAAUAUAGCUGUGGUGAACUUAUUCAGUCUUUGCAUGAUGCUGCCAGGACUUUUGAACUGGCUCUUAAAGAGAAGAUAUCUUCUUCGAGAUUACCAUGGUUUUCAGCAGCCUGGCUCGGAGUUGAUAGAAAUGCAUGGGUUAAGACGUUUUCUUAUCAGGCUUCCGUGUAUUGCUUACUACAAGCUGCAAAUGAGGUUUCAUCUAGAGGAAACAAUAGAGACGAUGAUCUUAAUGUCUUUGUACAAAGGAGUUUAUCACGCCAAGCUGCUCCUCUUGAUAGUAUGAUGCGGGAUAAACUAUCUUCCAGUCAUCCUGAAGCCAAUGAGUGGUUUUGGUCUGGGCAAGUUCCUUCGGCGGUGACAUCUUUUGUGAAUUGUUUUGAGGGGGACCAACGAUUUGUUUCUGCUACUUCUGUCUAUGUCAAAAGCAAUUCCACAGCUGCAAGCAAUGAGAUUGAGGUGUCACUUCUCAUGCUUGUGCUGAAUUGCAUCGCAGCAGUGACAAAACUUGGCCCAACAAAACUUUCGUGCCCGCCCUUCUUUUCUGUGAUUCCAGAUACUACAGGGAGAUUGAUGGACAAAUUUGUUGGGUUUGUUCCACUUCCUCAGACCUAUCAUUCAAUGAAAACCCUUGGUCUUCGCAGAGAAUUUCUUCUUCAUUUUGGACCUCGGGCAGCAGCAUGCAGAGUAAAAAGUGACUGUGAUACAGAUGAGGUUGUCUUCUGGGUAGAUCUUAUACAAAACCAACUGCUGAGGGCUAUUGAUCGGGAGAAAAUAUGGUCAAGAUUAAUAACGUCUGAAAGUAUAGAGGUUUUGGAUAGAGAUUUAGCUAUUUUUGGAUUCUUCAUUGCCUUGGGCAAGAGCACCCAGUCUUUUUUAGCUGCAAAUGGUUUCAGUUCGCUGGAGAAUCCUGUGGAAGACCUUGUUAGGCACUUCAUUGGGGGAAGUCUCCUACAAUAUCCUCAGCUUUCAGCCAUCAGUUCUUACCAGUUGUAUGUAGAGGUUGUCUGUGAAGAACUAGAUUGGAUUCCUUUCUAUCCAGCCAGAAAGGACUCCCAGCCAGCCGAACAAUCACACGGGCAUAAAAGCAGACCACAAGGGCCACCUAAUUAUGAUGCUCUUCCACAGAUAUUGAAUGUUUGCUCUUAUUGGCUACAGAGCUUUAUUAAGUACAGCAAAUGGCCUGAGAAUCCUUCUAAUGUCAAGGCAGCAAAAUUCUUAUCCAAGGGUGCCAGGAAGAACUGGGAAUAUCAAGGUAAGCUCAUGAAGAGCGAUGUAUUCUGUAGAAAGAAGCUUCGUGUAUCCAUCUUUAGAACGCCUUACAUAUCCAUCCCUAUGCAUUUUGCAUUCUUUUUGGCUGUAACAGAAGCGAGUUUUAUUGACAUGACCUCAUCCUCAACUGAUGGAGAGUCAAGCUCAUUUGACAAGGCUCUAGAGAGUGUAGAUGGAGCUCUCGUUAGACUGGAAAGCUUGCUACAGCAGUUGCAUGCAUCAAGCUCAUCUUCUGGAAAAGAGCAAAUAAAAGCUGCUUGCUCUGACCUAGAAAAGAUAAGGAAGCUCAAGAAAGAGGCUGAAUUUUUAGAGGCAUCUUUCAGAGCCAAAGCAGCUUCCCUCCAAGAGGGAGGUGGUGACAGUGACUCUCAGGAGUACUCUGAGGAACAAAGCCAGUAUCUAAGAGGAAAAGACCCAAAGAAUUCAAUAAAUUCUGUAGAUCAAGGCACAAGGGAUAGUGGAUUCUGGGGGUUCUUUGUUCGUACUCCAAAAGGGAAGCCUGGCCCCGAGUCAUUGACAGAUAAAUAUUUUGAGAAAUCCAGAGAAAAUGUAGAUAAUGUGGAUUCCAACCCCAAUGAGAUCUAUCGGUUCGAACUUCUAAGGAACGAACUGAUAGAGCUGGAGAAGCGUGUCCAAGGAAGUACAGAUGAGUCGGGACGAACCUCUGAAGAUCUGCCUAAAUCAAGCAGCAGUACGAAAGGUGUGCAGUUGGUUCAGAGCUCAAAGAAAGAAAACGUCAUUGAGAAAACUCUUGACCAACUUAAAGAUGCCACUACGGACGUGUGGCAGGGUACUCAGCUUCUUGCGUUUGAUUCAGCUGCUGCUAUGGAGCUCCUUCGGAGGUCUGUGGUAGGAGAUGAAUUAACAGAGAAAGAAAAGAAAGCACUACGCAGAACCAUGACCGACUUAGCAUCAGUUGUUCCCAUUGGUGUUCUUAUGCUUCUUCCUGUCACAGCAGUUGGUCAUGCGGCUAUGCUUGCUGCAAUUCAGAGAUAUGUGCCAGGCUUGAUACCUUCGACCUACGGAGCCGAAAGGUUGAACCUGUUGAGACAGCUCGAGAAGGUCAAGCAAAUGCAAACAAAUGAAACUGAGCCUGAAGAAGGCAUUGAUGAACCAGAAUCAUGACUAGAUCAAGAAACAUAAAAUCAGUAUUUACCUCAAGGAAUCACUUUGUUCUAUAGUUCAUUGACAAGAGUUGCGCAUAGAGGAUCUCAUUCCAUGUAUCUGGUACACCGGGUAGGCACCAGUGGCUACAGUCUUGAGGAACAUCAACAGAAGUGCCUUGCUCUCGAUACCGAGAAAUAUGACCAUCUUUCCUAAACUCUGUCAGAUAUGUAAUGUUCAGAAACUUAACCUUACUAUGUCGAUAUCUCAUUUCUUCAAUUACUUUAUAGAUAUAUUC
Messenger RNA from Arabidopsis thaliana (thale cress), 3154 nucleotides. RefSeq names its product LETM1-like protein. The transcript has 18 exons. Lineage: Eukaryota; Viridiplantae; Streptophyta; Magnoliopsida; Brassicales; Brassicaceae. The record is from RefSeq and is marked reviewed. Bases 148 to 2877 code for a protein of 909 amino acids. Gene Ontology annotation, cellular component: mitochondrial inner membrane.